UGGCUUGGCUUCAGAUAUAAAAGAACUGCUGCCCUCUUCCAUGUUGGCCCGGAUGGUUCAGGGAGAAACGCAGCAGCACCGAAUAGACUCCCUCACCAUUGGCAAAUCCCCCGCCUCAAGACACUCUAGCCCGCCGUCAAGAUGCAGCUCAUCUCAGCACUGCUCCUGUGCCUCGGCGCCACCACGACCCUGGCGCAGAUCACCCUGCAGCCGACGACGAUCCGUGGCCCCACGCGGCCGGCGCAGUGCCCCGUCACCAUCACCGAGACGAGCAAGGUGACGGUGACGUACUCGACGACCCAGGUCCUGACAUCCAUCAAGACGGUCACGACGGUCUCGGUCACCACCACCACGUCGAGGCAGACGGUCACGUCCGUGGCCACCGUCACCACCACGCGGCCCUGCGCGCCCGCAGCCAACUGCCCGACGCUAACGUCGACGGCGACGGCGUGCCGCACCUGCCUGUUGCCCGACUGCACCGAUACCGUCAUCGUCAACCGCCCGGCCGGCUGCACGGGGCUGCUGCCCACCACCAGCAUCGACCUGGGCUGCAACGUGCCCAACGUGUGCAACCGUAUCGGCUGCAAGACUGUUUACGUGGGGAUAUAGAGCGCGACAUUGAUGCAAGAUUGGGGGCCGUCGAGUGGAAAUUCGGUGGAAGCUGUAGGAGGAGGUACAGGAGAGGCCGAGUUUGCGCCCAGUAGACAGCUAGAAUCGCGCCUCAAACAGCUCAACAGCGAAUACUAUAUCAUCACAAACGAUGAGGGACUCCCCAAC
Gaeumannomyces tritici R3-111a-1 is the source of this 777-nucleotide messenger RNA. RefSeq lists its product as hypothetical. The transcript has 2 exons. The record is from RefSeq and is a predicted model, not a curated record. Bases 142 to 609 code for a protein of 155 amino acids. Lineage: Eukaryota; Fungi; Ascomycota; Sordariomycetes; Magnaporthales; Magnaporthaceae.